UACUAUGGCAUGACGCAGUGUCUCCGGUACGACGAGCGGUACGUGUACGUGAAAGGAAACACUCUACUUGAGCCAAAGUCAUAACGCUUCACAAAGGCUGGCAUUCUGUACCACCUGUAAACCAUACAAUCGCAAUGAGAUAACUUUCUGGUAAGGUAUCUCUAUUCAAGUAGCAGGUAUGACCCGCGCUUCCCAAACGUAUCAAACAGGCUGGUGAUUCAGUUACUAAGUGGUGACAGUAUGAGCGAUCUUCGAGGGACAUUUACAUGGGGGAGGUGAAGAAACGUGCCCAACACGUGAAGGGCAGUCGAUUUUUGAAUGCGCAUCACGUCGAAAUUUUGGUUGCGCGCCAUUUUUCGUGCGUCUCGACGUCAACGGGCACAACAAGAUUAGAGAGUAACAUUUUUGUGGGACGUCCCACAUGUGUCCCUAACGAGCCGCAGAGUGCCAGAAGGAGGCGUGAAGCAAAUGUGCUGAUGUACCGAUGAUGAUAACCGUUGGUGGUGUGUAUAUUGCCGCGGUCCAAAAAUGAGGCAGUCCACUAAGCAGAUCUCUGGUGUCUGUCUGCGCUUGUCUUAUCGCGCCAGUAAAAAAAAAAAUCCGGUGCAUGAUUGAACCGUGUACACUUGCUCGUGCUUGACGAACGACGAAGACGACCGGGUGCGAGUUGUUGUUUUGAUGAUGACACAGUUUAAUUCAGCAUCUUCAGCUUCUUGCUGCGCGUGUUGGCAGUUGAGGAUAGUUGUAGGGUAUGAUUUUGCAGUAGAGAGUCGAAAAAUAUGCACGGCGUCAAGCGGGUGAUUGCCUUCUGCAUCCUGACCGCCGUCCUGCCGGCCUCGCUCAUCAUUCUCCCACUCUACCUGCGCCACACGGUGUUUGCGGACGUGGUCUAUCCGAUCGCCGAGUCGGACAUUAUCGAAAUCCGCGAUGGCAUCUCGUCCGUGUUCUGCCAGAAGCACACGCUGCAGAUGAACAGCACGUUCAACGCGUUCCAGCUCGACCACGAACCGGAAGUGUCGAAGAACCGCAAGCACAUACGGUUGAAAAAGUCCAUGUCCCUGCCGGACGAUACGCUCGAGUACUGGGGCUUCUAUCUGCUGAAGGGGGCGACUGUUGCGCUGAAGGUUUGCUCCCGGUACGACGGCUCCCGCAUACUGGUUGUGAAGGGUGAGCGCAAUCUGCGGACGUGCGGGCUGCUCGAGCACAACAACAACAAGAUCGACAACUACCUCAACAAGGAACACGGCCAGGUGCUGGUCACGUUCGAGUCGGCGGCCGAGUUUAUCGAGUAUUCGGGUGAGCAGAAGGGGCUGCCCAAGCUGCCCGUCGAUGGCAAUCAUGGUGGAGAAGAUUUAACGGAGGAGCGCUUAUCACCCGAAGAGUCUGCCUCGCUGUUGCAUCGUUUGCAUACCUCCAAGGAGGCACGUGCCCAGCACGCUCGCACCACGGACAACGAGCUGGACAAGAACAAACGGACGACGGCGUACGACAGCUCGGGAAGGAAAGUGCACCAUGCUACGACGAAACGGAUCGGCCGGCCAGUGUCGGUCACGACAAAGAAUGUCCAGACGCCGCCAAGCACAACGACGACUACGACCACCACGACCACCACGACCGAGCGACCGUCGAGCACGACGGAAAAUCUCGUCAAGAAGUAUCGCAACUUCCGUGCUACCGAGGCGGGACCUUCCUCGGUCGAUGAUGAUGGUACUGAUGAUGGUAGCGGCAUUCAUCGGAAGCGCCACGGGCACAACAAAACCGGCCAUCGGCAGCACCCGGAGGGGGAACAGAUUGUCCAACCGGACAGUGUGGAUCGGUCGGAGCAGCAACAGCAGCAGCAGCGGCCUGCAAAUGGUCAAAGCCGCCGGCGCAGACGAAGGCGUGAUCUGGUGUACGAUCGGGCGAUCAAUCAUGGCGGCACGGCAAUGAACCAUUCCAACAAUACGUCCGAUUCGGUGUCCAGUUUUGAGAACAGCUUGCUUUCCUGCUAUGACGGUGAUAUCCUGUUGGCGCAUAGUUUCCCACCGAGCAAAUCGUGCCAAAGCGUCCGGUAUCUCGAGGGCGCAUCGCAUACCGUCACCAAGCACGAGGUGGUGUCGGAUGGGUACUACUAUUACAUCUUCUACAGCGACAACGACUACGUGCAGAACGACAUCCACGCGAUGUUCGACAUCUACAAGCCGACGUUCCAGUACUCGAACAUCUCCGACUCGAAGGCGUGCAUCAACAGCACGCACUGCUCGUUCCCGAUCACCUUCUGGUCGAACGAGCGGGUGAUCGUGGAGGUGCCGACGCGCGACGGUAUCGAACACGAGGAGGAUGAUAUUACGUUUCUCGUGUCCACGUGCCAUCCGCGCAUGGCGAUCUACAUCAUCUUCCCCGUCAGUGUGCUGAUACUUGUGCUGACGUGUGCCUUCCUGUAAGGUGCAGCUGUGUUCCACUCAGGAGUGUGCUGGUUUGGAGAGUAUUGGUUGAUUAUGCCUCAUUACGUAUAAGGAUACAAUUCAUUCGUUAAAGUGCACCGGCAAGAUUUCAAACGAGAUAGGUGAUGAAAACUCAACACCAGUAGGUUAUUCGAAAAGGAAGGGAUUAGCUGCAAACAAAAUAUAGUUCAUGGUUUUGUAUAGAGAGUAUAGCGGAAAGUGCAAUAGUUGUAAGAUUGCUCCAAAGAAUCUUGUUCAUUUGCUGAGGAUGCAGCGAUCGGGAUAAAAGUGAGAUUAUCAGCCAAACUGUUAGCUGCAAUGAGUACAACAAAUGAUUCUACAUACAAUAGAAUGCAUACAUGUAUAUUACUAUCCUUUUUUGAGUUCUAGAAUUUUACUAGACAUCAUCAGACAGACGAGAUGGAUCCACUAAAGGCUAAAAGAAACAUAUAGAGAGGCGGAAAGAGUUGUAAAUUCGAUACUAAGCUAGUCGCAAAACAGAUGAGUAUAGACAUUAAAAACAGAGGAAUAACAAAACACACAGAUGCCCUAUGAAUCUAGAAUCAGGGAUAAUAUGUGGUAAGACAGACGGGAAUGAAAAUGAACGUAAUAAUGGUUUUAUUUGAUAAUAAUUGAGCAAGCAAUUAUUAUUUGGAUUGUUUUUUCGUUUACAGCGCAACAUAUAGAAGUUAAGUGAAUGUAGUUUAGAUUGUCCUCUAAAUUAUUGUAUAUAAUUUUGGCUUUUUUAUUCGGGGCUAACAAGAGGCUAUUUCUGACAUUUUGGUCACUACCAGAAGAAAUGAUAUAUUCCACACAAAAAAGAUUUUGCAAAUUUUUAAAAAUACGCCUCUUUUGAUUUCGUACAGAAUUGUGCAGCUGUUUCGUACAGGUACUCUCAGUAUAAUAUUCAAGCAGCAGCAUCAUGCCUGUUUUACAGUACAAGUGUAUAAAGACAAUAGGUACAGGCGCUGGAGUGUUUAGUGAAGGAAGGUAGCACUAGGACAUUGAGAACAUCGUGCAAUUGCAAACAUUACCUCACCAGUACUUGUAAAAGGCUUCGAUGGUAACGAAUCUUAGCUAGAUGAGUCACGUUUUGCACCUCAAUUGUAGGCUAAUUUGAGACGCGCAAGAGAUCAUAUCAUAUCAUAGCUGCAAAACCCAUACCCGGAUGCUGCAAAAUCUAGUGAAUGAUGCAAUGUUAUUGCAAAUGAAUUUUGUUUUAACUUCCAUGUGCUUGAUGCAAUGUCACACUUUAAUUCAAUAAUUGUGAUAUAAAAAACAACAACAUACAAACACAACUGACGAGUGGAUACGAGUGUUGAAACGGCUUAUUACGCUGUACCAUGCAGAAGGUAGUUACCGAUGGCAGCCAAAGGAAAAGAUUUUUUUUUUACAAAAGCGUGUAGGCGUCCAUACAGAUAAGAAUCAAGCAGAGGCUAUGUAGCGUUAUAAAGAAGCAUUAAAUUCACAAAACAUGACUGUGAGUUUUUUUAUGAAAUAAAUCAUAAGAUUGAUUAUUUUUUCGUUACCAUAA
This is a messenger RNA of Anopheles coluzzii, 3957 nucleotides long. RefSeq lists its product as uncharacterized. The coding region runs from base 780 to 2423 and encodes 547 amino acids. The transcript has 3 exons. The record is from RefSeq and is a predicted model, not a curated record. NCBI's taxonomy places the organism in Eukaryota, Metazoa, Arthropoda, Insecta, Diptera, Culicidae.